Thrips palmi is the source of this 1422-nucleotide messenger RNA. It is a transcript of the gene Pstk, whose product is annotated as L-seryl-tRNA(Sec) kinase. The transcript has a single exon. Lineage: Eukaryota; Metazoa; Arthropoda; Insecta; Thysanoptera; Thripidae. The coding region runs from base 33 to 1058 and encodes 341 amino acids. The record is from RefSeq and is a predicted model, not a curated record. Gene Ontology annotation, molecular function: tRNA binding; kinase activity.
UAAUUUUCCAACGUCUUUCUGUGGUUUACAUCAUGUCGGGUACUCAACCAGCUGCUGAUAUUUGCCUUGCUUUACUAGUGGGCUUGCCAGGAAGUGGAAAGACCACUUUAUCUCAUUUCCUCAAGCAAUAUUUUUCCACAGAGCGAGAAGCAUCAGAGGACACACUGUCCUUGAAUGUGAUUCACAUAUGCUAUGACACUUUGAUCACUGCUGAUCUUGCUCAUCGGUGCAGCACUGACCCAGAUAGUGGCAACUGGCGAGAUGCAAGACAAGAAGUUCUUACCAUGGUGGAGAAAAUGAUGUAUAUGUUGAAGGAUAUCCACACUGAUAAAGAAAUCCACAAGCUGUCAUUGAAAUGUGGAGUGGAAAACAAAUAUAUCAAGAUGGAUUUCGAGUGUGAAAUUGUCAUUAAGAAGAGGACUGUAAUUGUCAUUGAUGACAACAUGUACUACAGUAGCAUGCGCUACUCGUAUUUCCAAUUGGCGCGACGUCACAAUAUUGGCUUUUGUCAGUUGUACCUUGAAUGUUCCGUUGCAUCAGCCAUGGUAUACAACAGCAGGCGCUCUAGGGAAGAGAGAGUGCCUGAUGAAGUUAUUAAGAAAAUGGCAGAUAGAAUGGAACCUCCAGAAGGCAAGCCAUGGGAGCAAUACACAUUACCAUUGGUGGCACAUACACCUUUUUCAAAUGAAGAGACAGUGCGAAAAAUUGGGAGUAUUGUAUCGAAAGCACUUCUGAAUCCAGUUGAACCUGUUGAUGAUUGGUCUGAGCUAGGAGAGGCCUCCAGGCAAGCAUGUAUGGCAAGUGUCAUACAUCAGGCUGAUCUAGGAUUGCGACACCUCGUGAAUGAGCGCAUGAAGCUGCUCCAAAAAAAAUCAGUGGAUCCUGAUGAUCUCAGAGCACAGUCAAGGAUCCUGAAUACUACUCGAAUUGAACUUUUGGAAGCAAUGAAAACAAGAGAAAUUAUUGUGCCAGAAGAGCUUUGCGCAGCUGUGCAGCUGUGUCAUCCUUUGGCAGGAGUUCGUUUGCGCAGUUUCCUUUCAACACUUCUGCCACCAUAAAUUGUUUUCUAAUCAUCAAACAUAUUUUUUAAAAUUUUAAUCAUUUCCAUUUUUUAACUUUUGUCUUUCUAAAUGAUGCUUACAAAAUUCAGAUCCCUGGCAGGUCAGAAACUAUGUACUUUUUAAACAAUCAAGCAGUAUCCUCAGGUCAGAAAGGCAUGUGCAUUCAGGAGGACUGCAUGCUGACAGAAAAGUUUUGGAUUUUGAGAUUGUUGAUGGAAUUGUUUCAUUCACUGUAAUCCUUUUCUUCUCUUUCAUUUCCUCACUUUUUUCAAUUACGUGUUCACCUUUUUCAUCCAUGUUGAAACUACUAACCUAAACCACAAAUGUACAAUAAAAAAGUCAUCUAAUAUUUCAAAUGAAA